Osmerus eperlanus (European smelt) is the source of this 799-nucleotide messenger RNA. RefSeq names its product retinoblastoma binding protein 9 (gene rbbp9). Gene Ontology annotation, molecular function: hydrolase activity. The coding region runs from base 147 to 701 and encodes 184 amino acids. Lineage: Eukaryota; Metazoa; Chordata; Actinopteri; Osmeriformes; Osmeridae. The transcript has 5 exons. The record is from RefSeq and is a predicted model, not a curated record.
GACAAAAGUUGCUUCCUCUAGUUAUAUUAACUCUAUGGUUCGACUUCUCGCAGAGCCGGUGGCGCACGUAUUUUGAUACGCCAAUCACGUGGUCAUGAUUUCGGCAGGAAGUGGUUUCCAGUUAUUUCAAACGUGAAGUUAAAACGAUGCCUUUGACCAAAGCUGUAAUUGUUCCAGGGAAUGGGGCUGGAGAUGUGGAACGGUGCAAUUGGUAUGGCUGGGCCAAAAAACAAAUCAAUAAGAUUCCAGAGAUGACCUGCCUGCUGGAAAACAUGCCUGAUCCAGUUACAGCUCGAGAGAGCAUAUGGUUGCCAUACAUGGAGGACGAGCUGCAAUGUGAUGUUGAGACAGUAAUCAUUGGUCACAGCUCAGGAGCAGCCGCAGCCAUGAGGUAUGCUGAAACUCACAAAGUGUUUGGCAUUAUCCUGGUGGGAGCAUACACCUCUGAUCUGGAAGAUGAGAAUGAGAGAGAAAGUGGAUAUUUCAACCGACCAUGGGAAUGGGAAAAAAUAAAGGGGAAUGCUGGCCAUAUAGUUCAGUUUGGCUCAACAGAUGACCCCUUCUUGCCUUGGGACGAGCAGGAGGCUGUUGCAAAAGGCUUGAAGGCUGACCUGCGCAAAUACACAGACAAAGGCCACUUCCAGAACACACAGUUUCCAGAGCUGAUGAACGUAGUACACAAACUGAGAGCCGGUACAUAGAAGACAGCUGGAGAUAUCACCUGCAAUAAAGGAUGACUGAUCUUGUGAAACUGCUGAAAGUCAACAAUGACAUUAAACACACCACCCUUUAUACACUG